AUUAAAGCACAAGACUCAUCUCAAAGUAGCAAUGACUUUCUAUGUUAAGAUGAACAUUACAAUAUGGAAUAACUUUAUUACAUAAGGACGCGAAACGCAAACAUUCUAACGGCGCAGAAACUUGAGACAGUGUUUAAAUAUGAAUAUUUCACGAGAUAUAGAAUAUUUCACCAAUCCCUACUUAGAGUCUACUUCCCUGGAUUAUUUAUCUCCGGAUUAUAAUUCUACAGACGUGGUAAACUUCACGUACUAUGAAGAAAUAAAUCAGUUCAUCCUGCCAAUAUGGAGACAAGUCCUUUGGAGCAUCCUUUAUGCUGGCAUGGUAAUUGUGGCAACGGGAGGAAAUCUAAUCGUUAUAUGGAUAAUAUUGGCACAUAAAAGAAUGAGAACAGUUACCAACUAUUUUCUGUUGAAUUUGUCUGUAGCAGAUAUAAUGGUGUCGAUUUUCAACGUUAUAUUCAAUUUUGUCUACAUGUUAAAUUCACAUUGGCCUUUCGGCGAACUAUAUUGCAAGAUAACUCAGUUUACAGCCGUUUUAUCCAUAUGUGCAUCUAUAUUCUCUCUCAUGUCCAUAUCCAUUGAUCGGUACAUGGCGAUAAUGACUCCUUUAAAGCCGCGUAUGGGUAAAACGCUCACGCUACUGCUAGCGUUACUAACUUGGAUUUUAGGUAUAUUAAUAGGAAUUCCAUCACUAAUUUUCUUCCGAACGGAGACCGAUGGAGGCGAGAGGAUUAUAUGUUAUAUGAAAUGGCCAGACGUAGAAACUGGUAAAAUCAACGAAUCCAUGCAGGAAUACAUCUUCAACGUGGCGUUCUUGGUAAUAACGUACUUGGUGCCAAUAUUGUCGAUGAUGUACACGUACGCUAGGAUAGGAAUAGAGCUGUGGGGUUCGCAGAGCAUUGGGGAAUGCACUCAACGGCAAAUGGAAAACAUCAAGAGUAAACGGAGGAUCGUAAAAAUGAUGAUUGUCGUAGUUAUAAUAUUCUCAGUAUGUUGGCUUCCAUAUCAGUUAUAUUUCAUCGUGACAUACUAUUUUCCUUCGAUAACACACGCUGACUACAUUCAAGAAACCUAUUUAGCAAUUUACUGGUUGGCCAUGAGUAAUUCUAUGUACAAUCCCAUUAUAUACUGCUGGAUGAAUGCCAGAUUUCGACGAGGUUUCAAACAGAUUUUCGUUUGUUUACCGUUCGUUCAAAUGAGCCCUGUAGGACUAACCAGAAGAGAAGUUAUGACCAGUAAACGUAAAUCUUACUCUGGGUCUUCUGAUCAAAAUCGGAUUAUUAAGAAUGGAACUAUAAGCAGCUUCAUGUAUGACAACGGAACUCCACCUGGAACGAGUUCUACAAGAAUUACUAGCCAGACAUUCCUGAAUAAGAUAUUCUAAUCACUGAAAGGA
Molecule: messenger RNA, 1396 nt
Organism: Anoplophora glabripennis (Asian longhorned beetle)
Lineage: Eukaryota; Metazoa; Arthropoda; Insecta; Coleoptera; Cerambycidae
Product: tachykinin-like peptides receptor 99D
Exons: 9
Coding region: 140-1384 (414 amino acids)
Biological process (GO): G protein-coupled receptor signaling pathway
Cellular component (GO): plasma membrane
Molecular function (GO): tachykinin receptor activity
Source: RefSeq, a predicted model, not a curated record